UUUGUUUAAAGUUUUGUGCAUACUUUGUGUAUAGAUUUGCAGUUAUAAGAAAAAUUAUGAUACGCUUACGAUGGCUAUCAGUAGCUUGCUCAAAAGGAAUAUAAAAUAAAAAUAUAUCAGCAUAAAGAAAUAAAAACAUUCGAGAAGUGUUUCAUCACAUAACCUUACUUUUUUAAAACGUUUAACAAUGGAUUCUCCAGGAUCCCAAGCUUUGGAAGUAGCUAAAAAUAUGAAAGAUCUGGCAGUGUUUAAAAAACCAUUAGGUGUAGCAAAAAAAUAUAAAAAAUUACAACCAAAAAUUUUAGAUGAAGAUACAUACAUAAAAAGAAUGGGGGAAAUCAUUCAAAGGGACUUUUUCCCACAUUUAGGUAAACUUCAAGCACAAAAUCAAUAUUUAGACGCAUUAGAACAAAAUGAUGUAAAGAGGAUGAGAGAAUUGUAUGAAAAAUAUAGUUCAGGAAGACCAACAACCGAAAGACCUGCUAGUCCAGCCACGUUUGAAACACCUAUGAACAAAAUUGAAUCGGAAGAUGAGCAGUUCAAAUCUACAAAAGUACCAAAAGAUAUACCUGCUAAUACAGAUACAAAAGAAAAAGACAAAACAGAACCUACAACAGGAUUAGAUGCAUAUUUAAGUAUACACACAAGUGAAGACAAUGCAAGUUUUGAGGAGAUGAUGAUUGAGGCUGAAAAAAAGUUAAGGUUGAAAUAUGCAUGGCUUUAUGAAGCUGAAGAGAAUUGUAAAGCACUAACAAAUGGCAAAUCUUCAGAAGAUACCUUAGCUAUUGAAGGUAGUAAUGAUAAGCCUAAUCAGUUGGAUAGUUGGAAUUAUCAAAAUAAAAAUUAUAUUAUGUAUGUUCCUGACGGAGUUGAAUUAACUCCUGAUGAAAGGAUAGAUUUAGCCAAGAAAAAGCAAAUGGUAAUACAUGAAAAUACAAGACUUCGGACUAACCCUUUCAAUGAACAACAAAAUAAAGAAACUAUUAAUGAAUUAGCAAAAAGUCAAUCAAAAGCCAAUGAUGGAAAAAUUGGAGUUGAUGGCAAGGAAAUUGUGAGGAAUCCUACACCCAGAGUAAAUGGAUUUAGCUUUGUAGCAACUCCAAGUCCAAGACCUGGAGAAUGUGAAAGUCCUUUAAUGACAUGGGGUCAAAUAGAAGGUACACCGUUUAGAUUAGAUGGGGGAGAUACACCUUUAUUGAGAACAAGUCAAGGACCGUCAUUUAGAAUGGCAGAACCUCCAAAAAGAGAGCAGCUUGCAUUGCAACUAGCAGAGAAAGCUGGCGAAAGACAUAGAGACAGAAAAAACAAAGCCUUAGAAGCAGCCAGAAAAUCGUUAGCAACUCCAUCACCAAGGUCAACUAUAGAUCGUUUGAGUACUAUGUCUCCAGCAGCUAGAAGAUUAGCUACUCAAAAACUUCGAAUUGCAAGUACACCAACUCCACGAAGAGCAUUAUCCUCGAGGACACCAUCGAUAGGUAUCAGAACACCCAGCACUCCACGAAUAAAUACAGUUUCAAAACCUGAAAAUCACCUUGAACUAAAAAACAAUAGUAUGCGAUGCCAAGGUCCUGUUCUUACCGAUAAUUUACUUAAUCUGCCUCUUCAAAGGCAAAGGGCAGCUGAUUUCUUUAAUAAGUGAGAUGUAGGAAGGUGUGUUAUACUGUAUAUAGCUGUAAAU
This is a messenger RNA of Bombus pascuorum, 1678 nucleotides long. It is a transcript of the gene Es2, whose product is annotated as splicing factor ESS-2 homolog. NCBI's taxonomy places the organism in Eukaryota, Metazoa, Arthropoda, Insecta, Hymenoptera, Apidae. The record is from RefSeq and is a predicted model, not a curated record. The transcript is spliced from 3 exons. Gene Ontology annotation, cellular component: catalytic step 2 spliceosome. The coding region runs from base 188 to 1639 and encodes 483 amino acids.